Aspergillus aculeatinus CBS 121060 is the source of this 513-nucleotide messenger RNA. RefSeq lists its product as uncharacterized. Bases 211 to 408 code for a protein of 65 amino acids. NCBI's taxonomy places the organism in Eukaryota, Fungi, Ascomycota, Eurotiomycetes, Eurotiales, Aspergillaceae. The record is from RefSeq and is a predicted model, not a curated record. The transcript has a single exon.
CGGGCCUAAGAUAAGGCGGGGACGAUCCUAAAAUCUUUUCUGGAGGCUUGGAUCAAGACAACCGGUAAAUAGGCUUGGCAGACGAACUGGUAAUAAUUGAUAUACGGUAACUUUCUUCGGCAGUGGGUGCCGGAGCUGGAGGGGGCUAAAGGUCUUCGACGGUAUGAUAAACUGAGUUGCCCCCAGGAAGCAGCCCUGUUCCAAGCUUGUAUGGGUAAGAUAGGCUUUAACAGCUUCCUUGUCUUUAUUAAACGGACAGACAAUCCGGGCUGCUUCUGCGGGGAGGCCCCGGAGACCGUGCACCAUGUUCUUCUGAACUGUUCUUGCUAUAGGGCUCUUUGGAGGGCUGGCGGAGACUCUAACCCUGGCCCCCUACAAACACUGGCGGAGGCGCUUACCGAGCUGUAGUGGGUAAAGCAAACAACCAUAUUCCUUCUGGUAACUGGCCGGCUGUUUUAUCUGCUAUCAACGGCACCGGUGGUGGCAUUGAUGCCGGAGGCAGGCUCCGAGGCA